Molecule: messenger RNA, 1306 nt
Organism: Drosophila takahashii
Lineage: Eukaryota; Metazoa; Arthropoda; Insecta; Diptera; Drosophilidae
Gene: Fen1
Product: flap endonuclease 1
Cellular component (GO): nucleus
Molecular function (GO): DNA binding; 5'-3' exonuclease activity; 5'-flap endonuclease activity
Source: RefSeq, a predicted model, not a curated record
GUUUAAUUAAUUACAAGUAAUCAGGAAACAUCCAACCGCCAUGGGAAUUCUGGGCUUAUCCAAGCUCAUUGCCGACCUGGCGCCCCAGGCGAUUCGCGAAAGCGAGAUGAAAAACUUUUUCGGUCGCAAGGUGGCCAUCGAUGCCAGCAUGUGCCUGUACCAGUUCCUCAUUGCGGUGCGCUCCGAGGGCGCCCAGUUGGCCACCGUGAACGGGGAUCCCACGUCCCAUCUGAUGGGCAUGUUCUACCGCACCAUCCGAUUGCUGGACAACGGAAUCAAGCCCGUCUACGUUUUCGACGGCAAGCCGCCGGAUCUGAAGUCCGGUGAGCUGGCCAAGCGUGCCGAGCGGCGGGAGGAGGCGGAGAAGGCCCUGAAAGCGGCCACCGAUGCCGGAGAUGAUGCCGGGAUCGAGAAGUUCAAUCGUAGAUUGGUCCGCGUGACCAAGGAGCACGCCAAGGAGGCCAAGGAGCUGCUCUCGCUGAUGGGUGUGCCCUAUGUGGACGCUCCCUGCGAGGCGGAGGCCCAGUGCGCGGCUCUGGUCAAGGCGGGAAAGGUCUACGCGACCGCAACGGAGGAUAUGGAUGCCCUCACCUUCGGGUCCACGAAACUUCUGCGCUAUCUCACCUACAGCGAGGCCCGCAAGAUGCCCGUCAAGGAGUUCAGCUACGAGAAGCUCCUAGAAGGUCUCUCGAUCAACAGCCGGGAGUUCAUUGAUCUCUGCAUCCUGCUGGGCUGCGACUACUGCGAGAGCAUCAAGGGCAUCGGACCCAAGCGGGCCAUCGAGCUGAUCAACAACUACCGGGACAUUGAGACGAUUCUGGACAACCUGGACACCAGCAAGUACACGGUGCCCGAGAACUGGAACUACAAGGUGGCGAGGGAGCUGUUCAUCGAACCGGAGGUGGCCAAUGCCGAGGAAAUCGAUCUCAAGUGGGUGGAGCCGGAUGAGGAGGGCCUGGUGAAGUUCCUCUGCGGCGACCGGCAGUUCAGCGAGGAGCGCGUUCGCAACGGCGCCAAGAAGCUGAUGAAAUCCAAGCAGGCCCAGACGCAGGUGCGACUCGAUAGCUUCUUCAAGACCCUGCCCAGCACACCGAACGCCACGAAUGCCGCCAAACGGAAGGCCGAGGAGGCCAAGAAGAGCGCCAACAACAAGAAGGCCAAGACCAGCGGAGGCGGCGGCGGGCGUGGCAGGCGACCCAAGUAGAAGAUCCAGUGGAAGAUCUGAAAAAUCGUACAAUUCUUUAAUCUUAAUCUUAAACGUAUUUAAAGCCUAUGCAUAUAAUAAAAUCUACAUCUUUGAGCUUAA